This is a messenger RNA of Plodia interpunctella (Indianmeal moth), 3467 nucleotides long. RefSeq lists its product as uncharacterized. The record is from RefSeq and is a predicted model, not a curated record. NCBI's taxonomy places the organism in Eukaryota, Metazoa, Arthropoda, Insecta, Lepidoptera, Pyralidae. Gene Ontology annotation, cellular component: centriole; centrosome. Gene Ontology annotation, biological process: positive regulation of centriole elongation; centrosome cycle; interkinetic nuclear migration. The transcript is spliced from 21 exons. The coding region runs from base 132 to 2825 and encodes 897 amino acids.
CUCAACAUUGACAUACUGUCAAUGUCAGUCAGUUAAGUCAACUCAAUCUUUAAUUUUGGAAGGAUAUGUUUACGUUGUGUUUGAUUUGAUUUUUAUUAAUUUUUGUUUCGAAGAAAAUAUUAACUAUAUUCAUGGACGAAUUGCGAGGACCGAGUAUUCAAAUAGUUCUUCAUAUUAAAGAAGGUCUCGGUUUUGGAUUUUUACGUAGCCCAUUUAUUGUGAGCGGAUCUCUUAACGGGUAUAUCCUUGAGACUGACCCUACCGUGCCAACGCAUGCUCCAUAUUUUGACGCUGAGCUAGUUUGGGAAGCAGAUAAACGGAGGUUCAGAAGUCUCCGUGUCCAGAAUGUUCCCGUCAAAAUCGAAGUGUUCAGUGUGGGCACCCAGGGAAAGAAGGACAAGAUUGGGUACCUGCUGCUCAGCCUCUUGGGAGCGCAGCCGUGCCCAUCCAACAAACUUGUUGAUGUAAAGCACACAUGGCACAGAUUGCUGGGCGUGAAGGCGGAAGGCAAGUGUUGUCACCCGCAGCUGCUCAUGAGCCUCACCAUUGAAGAUAGGGCCGGCACACUCACACCUAGGAACGAGCUCCGCAUGUUCCACAGCACGGAGGCCGCGAGCCCCGCGCUGGGCCUCGCGCCCGACGGCGCACAGCGCUCCGGAAACUCGGUGCUUCUCACACUCAAUGAAUACAUAGCGGAGAGCAAGAAGACGGUUUCCUCUCCGGACCUCCAGCCGCAGCUGGUGUGUGACGACGGCCUCAUCCAGAUCGGAGAGGGAAAGCAUCUUUUUGUACUCAGUAUCACCAUCGCCUCUGUGGAGAAUUUAGAUUUGCUUCUACCCGACAGUCUGAAGGAUAGUAAAGAAUCAGUGGAAUGUUAUAUGGCGUAUUCCGUGUUCACCCACAACAUCAUGACUGACAGAGUGCGCUGCCUCAGCGCCGCGGCGCACUUCAACCUGCGCACCGCGCUGCGCCUGCGCGCGGCGCUGCGGACGCUCGCGCGCUACUUCGCUGAGUGCCCGCUGCUGGUCGCCAGGCUCUGUGUCGGCGACAACGAUAUCGGUAUAUGCAGCUUGGACCUCCGCAAGCUGGUCCCCACCGACGAGCUGAAGCUGUUCCUGCACAAGUUCUGCAACAGCGAGCGCGCGCUCAGCAUCUCCGAGCGCUGCUUCCUGCUGCGCUGCGCGGGCGCCUCAGCCGCCGCCGCCUCAGCCGCCGCCAGCGGCAGGAGGCCCUUCGUCGACGUCCACAUCUGCUUGAAGUACGUCGGCGUGCAGAAGGACACAGAGAAGCCGCAGAACCUGACGUCUCGCAGCGCGACGCAGCUGACGAGCGCCAGCGCGGCGCCGCCGGCGCCCGCCAGCGGCAGCUGCACCGACCUCGGCGUCGGCAGGACUACUACCAGAUACGCAAGCGCAUCGGGCGAUGCGUCGCUGCACACUAACGAAAUAGCGAAGAUUAUAAAGAAUAUGUGCGAGUCCUUCACGCAGAGCCAGGAGAAACUGAUCGCGUCGCGAUUGAGGCCGACCACCAGCGACGCGCAGAUACAGUGUGACGCUGCGCCGGAGAAAGGAGAUACCUGUCAAAGUGAUAGAAACGAGGAAGAAGACGAACCCAACGUGGAGAAGUUCGCGGGCGACGAGCGCCUCACCGCGCGGCCGCUGGAGGACCUCACGCACAUCGAACACAUGCCCACUCCCAGAGAACCAAAAAAACUAGAGACGAGCAAAAGCGACACGUGUAUCCAUCAGACGUGUAAGAGUCAAACGUGCGUCAAUCAGAAUGAAAAAGACAUGGUGAAGCUGUUGAUAUCGAAUGCGGACAGAGACGCCAUCAUGCAGAGGUUUGUGGACGAACUGGAGGACUGGAAGGAGAAGCAACAACAACUGUUCACUUGCCAGUUAAAGCGCAAAGAAGAGUACCACUUGGAGCUGCUGUCGCGGGAGUGGUCCCGGCGCCGCUCGGAGCUGGAGUCGCGGCUGCGCGCGGCGCUGGAGCGCGGCCGGCUGCUGGCCGCGGCGCUGGCGCAAGCCACCGACGACUUCCGGCUCCGCGGGUAUCGCAACUCGCAGAGGGAGAACAAGUUGCUAGACGCGAAGAAGGCUUUAGAGGCGCACUACACGGCUAAGUACCAAGAGUUACGCGAAGCUUCUCAGAAAAUGGAGGACGAUAUGAACCACCAGCUCAAGUUGAAGGACAUGAGGAUAGAAGAACUGGAACAUAAGCUAAUGCAGAUGGAGAAACAAAUUGAGAAUCUCAAGGCUAGUGUGAAGAACAGUGAAAAAGAUGCGGAGAGCAGAUAUUCCGGACUCACCAAGGAUCAGACCGCGAGUCUCAUCCAAGAAUUGCGCUGCCUAGAAGAGAAGCUGGACAGCUCGGUGCAGUCUAAAGCGUUCUUCAAGGAGCAGUGGGGCCGCGCCGUGCGGGAACUGCAUCAGCUGAAGCUGCAUCUCCGCAAGAUGACGCUGCUGCAGCUGCAGCACGACCGCCGGGAGCUGCAGCCAAUGGACCCAAUGCAAGACCAAGUAGACAACAACUUGGUGAUAGAGAAUGAACUGGAUUUGAAGAAACUAAAGGACGAUUUCUAUGUGGACCUGCUGGCCAACACGCCCGGCCUGGAGUCGCACUCUAUUCUAAGUAAUUCUGGCGCUGGUGGAAUAGAUAUGUGCGAGGAUUUCAACAUGGCGGCCAAGAACCCGCUGAGCGAGAAGCUGACGUCUCUGAUCGCGCGGCGCGACGCUCUCGCGCUGCAGCCGCGGCCCGACCAGCUGCUGCUGCGGCGGCUCAACCGCGACAUCCGCGCCAUGCUGCUCAACUGCGGCACUUGACUUCGUCACGUUGUGUUUUUUUUUUAUUGAUCGUGCAUAGCUAAGGCGGUCUCUUACCGGUCGAAAAAAUAAAAUUUUCAAAUGCAUCCACAUAAUAUAAAUUUAAGUUAUUAGACCAAAUGGCAACUACCGUAUUUAGCAAUAUGAAUGAUUGGCAAAGAUACUUGACCAAAUUUAAAGGUUUUAUUUUCUUGUCGAACUUAUAUAGCAGCAACGAUUCUUUCACCGGCCCAGAAUAGUUUGUUAAUUCACUCAUAUUGCACAAUAUAAUUUUCUUGGUUGAAGGACUUUUUUAACACCAAACAAUGUGUUAUUAUUAUUGUAAAACUUAAAAGUCUAUAUUUAGCUGGUGUCCAAGAAGUCAGUUGUGGCUUUUUACGCUAAAAAAUUAUAAAGUAUAUGCCUAGGAUAAUACAAUAAUGAUCUAUGACUUAGCGGAAAUUAGAAAAAUUUACAAGUUUGAAACACAUGGAUACUUUCCUUGCCCUGUGUUAAGUAUUAUUACCCUAAUUUUAAGUUUAGGGAAAUUGAAUUUGACUCACAAUGUGUGAUCUGAAUAGGACAUAUUGUUAUUUCAUCUGACAUUAUUUUUUAUGUAUAAUGUAAUGAAAUUGUUGUUAAAUAAAUGAAGUUAUUAUUAAU